AUGAGCGUGCGCGACAAGAUCGCCGGGUUCGGGGGCCCCGCCAGCACGGGCAUGGGCGGCGGCGGCGGCGGCGGAAGGCCCAACGGGGGCUUCGGGUCGACCGCCCGGAUCGGAACGAACGUCCCCACGUCCAGCUCCAACGCUCGGGCCUCGCCCGCCUCCUCGUCCUCCCUGGGCGGCGACCCCGACUCCGUCAGCAAGCUCAAAGUCCCCGACGUCUUCAGGAACGCUACGAAACCGGCCGACAUUCCCGUUGCAGUGUCUAUGGAAGUCGCCCCUUCCGCUGCGCCCAAGAAAUGGGCGACCCCGGCCGGGAGUGUGAAACUGGGCGUUUCGAACGGGGGAGGGUUUGGGGCGAGCAGGGUUGGGUCGGCGCCGGCGGGUGCGCCGGGAUGGAAGGCUCGCAACGGCGGUGAUGCUGCCCCGGACACCACCGCAAAGCGCCCCGUUUCGGACGCCGCGAAGAAGCCGCGCGACGUUUUGGGUCUUACCUCGGCCGGGUCGGCGCCUUCAUUGGUACGACCCCCUCCCGCCGCCGUUGAGAGCGGGCCGACCGCAACAGGCAGCAGCGGCGGUAGCGGCGGGGGGGGUAGGGCAGAAUCUGGACGAGCAUCUCCUCCAAGCCGAUCGGCGAAGCCGAAAGCAGGACCGAGAAAAUUGAACCUGACGCGCAUCUCGGCGGAAAAACAACGCGCUGCGCUCUGUCUCGACAAGAACUUGGAAGAGGAGGGUGGCAGCGGUGCCAGCAACGGCAGGGUAUCGCCACGCGCAGCAACCACCGCCGUCGCGUCCAAGCCCACUUACGGAGGGGGGAGCAGCAGCAGCACCACCGCCACCAGCAGCGGAGGGCGACCGGCUCCUGCUGCUGCUAGCUCGAACACGACGAGGCCGGCGGCAGCUUACCGCCCAGCGGCCGCUUCCCGCCCAGCGGCCGCUUCCCGCCCAGCGGCCGCUUCCCGCCCAGCGGCGUCGGGGAGGACGGUCGGCGGCGGAGCGGCUAGGGGCGGGGGGAACGGGAUCCCGUCCGCCGGCUCGCUUCGGUCUUCCGGGCAUAACCUCUGGUAG
Ectocarpus siliculosus is the source of this 1065-nucleotide messenger RNA. Lineage: Eukaryota; Phaeophyceae; Ectocarpales; Ectocarpaceae. The record is from the annotation of a GenBank genome assembly.